CAGGUGACGCUCGCCAGUGAGUGCCGGUGACGGGUGGGUGAGCGUUGCGAAGCGAGCGGACGCGAGGCAUGAGGUACCUGCGCACGGCCUCCGCCAGGGCCUCCCUGGGCUGCGAGGGCCGCAGGCUGUGGUGGGCCGCGCCGCUGGCCGGCGUGUGCCUGCUGGCCGCGCUCGCGGCCGUCCUGGACGGGCCGCUGCCGCUGCGGAGGCAGGCCUGCUGGUCGCUGCUGUGGAACUACGACCAAGUCCUGGGCCUGGCCGACGACUUCGAGGGCUUCGACAACGAGACGGGAGUCUUCUCUUCGUCGGGGGCCGCCACCAUGAUCGUGCCCAACAUCGUGCACUUCCUCCGCAUCGGCCAGCCCGAGUUCUCCUUCAUGGACUACGUGUGCGUGCUGGCGGCCUGGGAGCGCCAGGACCCCGACUGGCUCAUGUUCCACACGGACCUCUUCGACUUCCGCGGCGAGUACUGGGAGCGGCUCAAGGCCACGCCCGGGCUGCGGGAGGUGCUGCAGAUCGUGCCGGCCGUCGAGGUGACGCACGUGUUCGGCCAGCCGCUGGACCCCGGCUACGGCAAGUGGCACGGCGGCGACGUGGCGCGCAUCCACAUCCUGCGCAAGUACGGCGGCAUCUUCCUGGACAACGACGCCUACCUGCUGCAGAGCCUGGACGAGCUGCGGCGCUUCGAGAUGAGCCUCGGCUGGCCGCAGGGCGAGUUCCUGGGCACGCAGGUCCUCGUGGCUCACCGCGACGCCCGCUUCCUGCUGGCCUGGCUCGAGUCGUACCGCGAGGCCUACGUCGGCACGCUCUGGUACUACAACGCCGGCCAGCGGCCCACCCAGGUGGCGCUGCACGCGCGCCCCGAGCUCGUGCACCGCGAGCCCGUCCGCCUGGGCGUCGACAUGAACGUCAUCGACGUGCUGUACCUGGAGCGCGCCUACGACGCGUGGCGGAAGGACAUGCUGGCCGUCCACCUGUUCAGCAGGCACACGGGGCUGGUGCUGUUCCAGGGGUGGCGCAAGGGGCUCAGCUACCCGGUCACCUUCACCGAGGAGAACAUCUGCGCCUACAACGUGACCGUGCUGCAACUGGCGCAGGCGGUUUUGCCGCGCCUGUGCGCGCGCCACGGCCUCUGAAGGACCAAGGGGGACGGAUGUGCCAAAGAAAAGAUGAUAUGAAAAAACCUGGUCUUAAGGCAGCGUCUGGAUCUUUAGGGGCAAGAUGCGGCUCCUGUCAGCGGAUACCUGGUUCGUCGUGUUUCUGGCAUCGCUCUGGGUUGUAUGGCGACUCAACCAAUCCUUCAAGGCCUUC
Frankliniella occidentalis (western flower thrips) is the source of this 1311-nucleotide messenger RNA. RefSeq lists its product as uncharacterized. The transcript has 5 exons. NCBI's taxonomy places the organism in Eukaryota, Metazoa, Arthropoda, Insecta, Thysanoptera, Thripidae. The record is from RefSeq and is a predicted model, not a curated record. Bases 69 to 1136 code for a protein of 355 amino acids.